AUGGAUCGUGAACCAUGUCCUUGGCGUAUAGUUGACGAUUGUGGUGGUGCUUUUGCAUUGGGAACAAUUGGCGGUUCAUUAUUUCAUUCGAUAAAAGGAUUUCGUCAUGCACCAAGUGGACAGUACCGUCGAUUAUUAGGAAGUCUGAAUGCUGUUAAACAACGUGCGCCACGUGUGGGAGCAUCAUUUAGUGCAUGGGGAGCAAUAUUUUCGACCGUUGAUUGUAGUUUUGUUUAUUUGAGAAAAAAAGAAGAUCCAUGGAAUUCGAUCAUGAGUGGUGCAUUUACAGGAGCUAUUUUACAAGCCAGACAAGGACCAUCAGCAAUGUUGGGAUCUGCUGUGAUUGGUGCGUUUAUAUUAGCAAUGAUUGAAGGAACGGGUAUUCUUAUUAAUCGUUAUUCACAAAUGCUAACGGCACAACAACCACUAGACGGAGGAGAACCAAUGGAUCCUGACAAGGGCAAAUGUGAUGACAAGAAAAUUUCUCGAAAUCAUGCUGAAAUAUUAUUGAAAAAUGAUGACUCUGUUUUCAUUAAGCCAACCCAUGUCAAUCCUGUGUUUUAUCGAAAAAAUGGUGGACGUACUUUGACAUUGACGAAAGAUGUUGAGCAACAAUUGUUCGAUAAUGAUGAGAUUGGUUUGUUGCCGUCCACAUUUUUUUUUCGUGUUCAUAUCAAAUCAAAUGAUGAACCUCUAUCGACUGAUGAUAAUAACAAUGACAAUCUGAGUUUGUCAUCAACGGUUAAUGAGAAAGAGACAAAAAUGAAAUCACCAGCAGCUGCAGUGUCACCAUCAACGAUAAUAAAAACACCUACAAAGCGAACUUAUCAUAAAGUAUCCGACGAUGAAGAUGAACAGAAUUUGGAUAAUGAACGAUCUGUAAAAAAGUCUCGAGCCAAUAGCGACGAUGAUUAUAAAAUAGAUUCAAAUCAAAAUGACGAAAAUAAAACUAAAACAGAUAGUUUUAUGGAUACGACAGAAAUACGACAUGUUGAACAAAUUAUCGAUGAUCAGGUGAAUUCGACAAUACAAAAAAAUGUAAAUAUACGUUCAAGGAGCCCAGAUGCUAUACCAAAAUCGAAUGGAAUUAUUCAUCGUGUUACCACUGAUGAUGAUGGUAGAUAUAGCAAAGAUCGUGAUCAAACCAAUCGUGUAAGACGAUUACCUGCUUGGAUGACUAAUACUCCAAUUCAAACAUCCAAGCCAGAUCCAAUAACACCAUCAAAAUCUCGAGUCGAAUCAACAACGCCAUCGAAAGUGAAACCACAAACACCAUCGAAAGUGCAACCAUCAACGCCAUCGAAAGUGCAACCGUCAACGCCAUCGAAAGUGCAACCAUCAACUCCAUCAAAAGUUCAAAUAACAACACCGUCAAAGGCUCCAGCAACAACACCUUCGAAAGUUCAACAGACUACACCAUCAAAACCUCGAGUUGAACCAGAUCAGAGAAAAAGCAAUAUCAGUGAUCGAUCAGUAUCAUUUCAUGAUGAAUUUAUGUUUGAUGAUGAUGAAAAUGUAUCGCUUAAACAUAUAAAUAAUAAACCGCAACCAACAGUGUCACAAAACGGAGUAACAUCGAAACAAAUGAGCCCCUCUGUUACUACAAACGUUUCCAAUGGCUUCGAUAUUGACGAUGAUGAUGAGAAAAUAGAUAAUAAUGAUUUUGAAGAAGAUGAACCAGCGCAAGAUGUUGGAAGUAAACCAAUGUGUCCUUUCGGUGCCUCUUGUUAUAGAAAAAAUCCACAACAUAUUGAGGAUUAUUCGCAUUAA
Molecule: messenger RNA, 1770 nt
Organism: Didymodactylos carnosus
Lineage: Eukaryota; Metazoa; Rotifera; Eurotatoria; Philodinida; Philodinidae
Source: the annotation of a GenBank genome assembly